This is a messenger RNA of Alligator mississippiensis (American alligator), 984 nucleotides long. Its product is annotated as scavenger receptor class F member 1-like. The transcript has 5 exons. The coding region runs from base 1 to 984 and encodes 327 amino acids. NCBI's taxonomy places the organism in Eukaryota, Metazoa, Chordata, Crocodylia, Alligatoridae. The record is from RefSeq and is a predicted model, not a curated record.
AUGGUGGAGCUGCAUCCAGUUGUGGUAGGUUGCAGCAAUGGGAAUUUUGUCCUGAAAGAGCGAGUUGGCUCCUGUGACUGGGAAUUGCUGGAUGUGGCUCCUGAAGCUCGCCGUGAAGGGGAUACCUGGGUCAUCAUUCUCUUCUUUCCUAGCUACACCUCAGUUGUUCUCCCCAGGCUCUACCUUGGGCUGGAGUCCAGCUGCACCCCGUGCCCACCUGGCUAUCACUGCAGCUCAGCAGGCCUCGUGUCCCCAUCAGGACCCUGCUCAGCAGGUUUCUACUGUCUGUCCGGAGCCUCCUCCCCAUCACCAGCAGGCAUCAGGCAGAAAGGAGGCCCUUGCCCUUUGAGCCACUUCUGUCCAGAAGGGACCAGCUUUCCAUUUCCCUGCCUGGCAGGAACAUACAACAACCUCACCCAACAAGCUGCAUGUUUCCCUUGUGCUGCUGGUUACUACUGCCCUGAAAACACCACCAGCUACAGCGUGUACCCCUGCCCACCUGGCUUCUACUGCCCCACAGGUACCAAGUUUGCCACUGAGUUCCCCUGCCCUCGGGGUUACUACAACCCUGACCCCAUGACCCAGAGCUUGGAUAGCUGCUUGCCCUGCCCUCCCGGGCACUACUGCAGGAAGGAGAACUUAACAGCUGUAUCGGGGAAGUGUGAUGCAGGUUGGUUUUGUGUAUCGGCCGCCUGGACCUCCCAGCCCUUCGACGUGGAUAACUACACCAACUCCAACUGCCUCUGCCCAGCCACUGCCACUGGAGGGAAGUGCAUGGCUGGUUUCUACUGCCCAGAGGGCAGCCCCGAGCCCAUUCCCUGCCCUCCUGGGUUUUACUGCAGUGCCUCAGGUCUGUCUGUCCCCAGUGGAGAAUGUGCUGCUGGGUUUUAUUGCACAGGAGGAGCAGCCUCUCCUAAACCAACUGAUGGUGUCACCGGGAAUAUCUGCCCCCCAGGGACCUACUGCAGUAAGUAUCAGGCCUGA